This is a messenger RNA of Parnassius apollo (apollo), 495 nucleotides long. The record is from the annotation of a GenBank genome assembly. NCBI's taxonomy places the organism in Eukaryota, Metazoa, Arthropoda, Insecta, Lepidoptera, Papilionidae.
AUGGAAGCAGAAAUUAAUGAAAAAGAUCAGUGGCUUCGAUCAAAUAACGUCGAAAUCAAGGGAGUACCAUUUAAACCUGGGGAGAAUCUUUUUGACACUGUAACUAAAUUAGGAUCUAUAAUAACCUAUCCUGUGUUGAAGAGUAACAUUAAUUAUGUAACAAGUGUCCAGACGCGAGAUGCUGGGUCGAACAAGACCAAGCCUAUUAUUCUUUUUUUUAUCAACAAAUAUAUGAAAGAAGACUUCAUCGCAGCUUCUCGCCUGAGUAAACGUAUUUAUACGGAAGAUAUUGGUCUAAAAGGAAACACCCGUAUUUACAUAAAUGAUCACCUUAGUUAUUCCAAAAAGAUGCUAUUGAAUAAAACUAAAACUGCUGCAAAAGAAAAAAACUACAAAUACGUAUUGGUCAAGCACGGGAAGAUAUUUGUGAGGAAAAUCGAUACAUCGCAAGUCUACAAUAUAAAAUCGGAAUCGGACCUAGUCAAGCUGCGUUAA